Neodiprion fabricii is the source of this 2504-nucleotide messenger RNA. RefSeq lists its product as uncharacterized. The record is from RefSeq and is a predicted model, not a curated record. The transcript has 8 exons. Lineage: Eukaryota; Metazoa; Arthropoda; Insecta; Hymenoptera; Diprionidae. Bases 702 to 2504 code for a protein of 600 amino acids.
CUAGUGAAGAAGACGAGGAAGAUACCACGGAUAAUAACGAAACAUCACACUGAAGGAGGUAGAGUAGGCGUGGCUAUCAUGCCGAAUCUCGCUGAGCGCCGUAAGAUGAAAAAACACCAAUACUUCACCACUCCUCCACAAGUCUACAAUAUUUACUGCACCGAAUCACUUCCUGUACAGCAGGUUCCCAUCCUAGUUGAAAACUUGUCGAAAUCCAUUCCGCAACUCAGCUUACCAGUUUAUUCACCGACGAAAUUAUCGCGAACCCCUCGAAGCAGCGCGGGACUUUUUCGAAGAAAUCGUAACCCGAGGGAAAAUCGAUUAGCUGACUCCUACUUGCCUUAUUUCCCAGAAGAGUAUCACCGCAAACAGAUUGCAAAGCAAGUCAAGCUAGCCCAAAGUCUGGAAUAUAAGUUGUGUAACUCAUAGGUGACGUUGAAUUAUUACGCUCUUUCAGUUUAAACGCCAAUCAAUACAAGAUCCAGUCAUCUGAAUCGCAGAACCAGAACAACAACAAUCAAAUCGAAAAUAACCAGCAUCAAAUUUCUGGCUCCGAGUAUAGACAGAAUUUUUUAACACCUCACGGUUGUACGGACGCUGAUUUUCGAAUCAACUGUGAUGGAAAGCCAAUCCAUUUAAUCGAUCAUGUUCAAGACGAAGGUCCAUUUCAGGACUUUAAGAAUGAUCUGAAAAAUGCGAAUAUGGAUUCCAACUCUCGGUUACAAAGUCAAAUUUCUGUUAAUUCGACUACAGAUCCACUAAAAAUAAACAAGAAAAAGAAGAAGAGACUCUCAUUUUUAGUUGACAUUGUGAGGAGGAUAAGACGUAACAGCUCUCUGCAACCCACCGUCAGUGUGUAUCCAACAUCACAAAUCUCUGUCAGUGCAAAUGUAGAAGCUAAAGAAUCCACCAAUUUGAAGGAAUGUCUAGAAAAUUCAGCUGCCGCUGUAACAGACUCUGCAAGAGAAGAACAAGAGUCAAACAGAAGAAUGGUUUAUAGUGCUCAGGAAAUAUUAAGUCCCAGACAGCUAAUUUCAUCGACAACGAAUAUGUGUUCUAUUAGGAAAGAUGAACAGCGCACAGAUGAAACAAAAUCUAAGGAUAAAAUAACUAAUUGUACAGUUGAAGAGAAAACGUCACUACCAGUCAAUAAAAGUUUCAAUAGUACGCCGAGCUUUGACGAAGUUUUGGCCAAGCUUGAAGAAACUUUGCUAAGGUAUCGAUUUGAGACGGACGUUGAUUGCAAGCUCUUUACAGAUAUGAUAGUAAAACAAUUGAAGCAACACAGCACAAAGUUGAGUUUUAAUGACCAAAUUAUAGCUGAAAUGGUGAAAAGAGAGGAAGAGAAAGAGGAUUCCAAUAUUGUCGGAGAAUCAAGUGAGCGGGAAUUAUCUUCUGUCAAACCGAGCACAAGGGAAAAAGUUCCCCAUCUUAAAUUAGAUCAACGUGAUAAGAGUCAGAAUCUGUUGGAAUUACAUACCGUGAAUGCAAGAUCCCACGUGGCCGAAGCCAUGUAUGGGUCAGCAGCUUCUUCCGCAUCAAACAUCUGCAAAAACUGCAAAUGUGCAAGACAGAAAGAAAAUUCGUCCUUCAGGAAUGAAGAAUUUGUCCAAAAUACAAUGAAAGAAAACGACGUCGACAGUUGCAGUCGCAAAACAUUCUACGAGCGUGAAUUCUUGGACCACAGCCGCUAUUUAGGGUCCGAAGCAGGUACAUCUUCCAGAAGCUUGAAAAGCACCACUUGGUUUGAUGGGAAUUUGGAGGGUUUUGUGGGCCGGGAUUCACCUACCCGUCAAUGCUCAAAUCGAGAACAUUCGCCGCCAGAGAGAGACCUUUCUGCUAGGCUGUCAUUCGAGGCUAACACGAGUCGUUGCAGCUUCAUGAGCCCGUCAUUCCGAGGAGUUGAUCACGUUUAUCACGACCAAGACAUAGAGCAAUGUUUGUAUCCACAUGCAAAUCUCGCUUGUUGUGGCCUUGUCAUGUACGGACAAAAUGGAUCCACACUAAGUUUGGCCCAGGGACAAUACUGUCACAGGACAAUUCCAGUCUGUGGCACCGUCAGCCAGGGAAUCUCACCUAGAUACGAACCAAAUUUACUUCAAUCAACUCCAUAUCAGGAACGAGAUCCAUGCUCUCUACAGCGCAAUCGUCACAGGAGGAAAAGUAAAUGUAAUUGCUGCAAUCGGUUGCAGAGUACUGAGAGAGUAAAUAGAAGACACCAGCAUCACAUUUGUAAAGCCGAAAGGAGAAGCGAGCCGGAAACAAUUCGUGAAAACAGAACGGAUGCGGGAAUUUCACCACCUCCGGUCCUGAGGAACUUCGCUAAAGCGGCGAACACCGUUUUGGCCACAAUAUUUCGACGCUCCACUAAUCGCGAGCCCCACCUACAGGCGCAGUCUUCAGUCCACCUUGUUGGCCUAGACGGCGUGACUGUUUUUCCACAUGACGAACUUAGCAUUAGGUUUACAAAAGUCUCAAGUUCGGAUCAGACGCGUGGCGAGUGA